Messenger RNA from Durusdinium trenchii, 771 nucleotides. The record is from the annotation of a GenBank genome assembly. Lineage: Eukaryota; Dinophyceae; Suessiales; Symbiodiniaceae.
AUGCAUUCUGCAUUCUGUGCUUGCCAUUCCCUCAUGAUCAUGUGCUACCGACAGGUAGUCAGACAGGUAGAGAGACCAAGGACCAUCAAUGACCCAUUCUCCUUUGCACGUCCGUUCAGACCUGAGACGUUUAUUUACACUACCUGCUUGUGGAACAUAUUGCACUUAUUUAUACUGAGAGCUUGCGUGGGAGUUCACGCAGCAGUUCAAGCAAUGGUUUUUGCUGCUGUUUUGCUGCUUUUGGUUGCGAAAGCGCUCUUUGUCGUUUCUCGAAGUCUCCAGCUUUCGUCUAACUCUUCAGCCAUACCUGCUAAGGCAGAUGGCUGUUAUCCAGGCCAGACGGCCACCAAAACAUUUGCAUGUCGGUCCGGCUGCAUGACCCAGGUCUCGGAUCUUCUGAGUCCUCACAAUAUGUAUUGGCGCUUUGGCCGGGAUGAGCCCAUGAAGCAGCUUCUGGAGACACCUUUGUUACAACUGGCAGCCUCUGAAGGAGCUAUGGUACCAGUGACCUUGGGCCAUGUUAAGGAGCCAGGCGAAUACCUCAUCGCGCGCUUUCUGGUGUCUGGCACUGAUGCACAAAAGAGCCGCUAUCGCGAGUUCUCCAGUGGAAUUCUGGACGCCCUGCAGCGAGAGCGCUUGAUGAUGCGUUUGGAGUGGAUCUUUCACUCGAUGUGGGAAAUGCCUCUCACCUGGGGGGAUGGCAUCGAUGACACGGACUUUGCAGCACAUGGUUCAGCCUGGGGCGUGUCCGUGAAGCCGGCGUACGGGUAG